GGAGAAGCCGGGUUGCUGGGGUUUAGAUCCAGUUUCUUGGAGGACGUAGGGACCCGUUUGCCUGCAUUUUGGGAGGUGACAGUGGAGUCACUUCCCACUGGGGUUCAAGCUAACUGGUAUGAGGGGUUGGCUAGAAGAGCGAGGUGCGGGUGAGCAGCAGGCCUGACAGGAAAAAGCUUAUUUUCUCCAAGUUUUAUUGAGGUGACGUUAGUAUUGCACAGAACUAGGAGCCCACUAUACACAACUAGUUUGCAGGUCGCCAGAAGCUGCCUAAUGGUAUGUUGCCUGGAACAGAUUGAAGGCUCCUGGAAAUUGUGCGGCCUGAGGAUCCGGUUCGUCCAAAGCGCCAUAGGACGAGUUCGUGUUUGCACUGCGCCGACCUUCCCGAAUUUCUCCCCUUUGGAGCCGCUGACAGCCAUUUUGCAUCGUGUGCCUCGGAUCCUUGCACUCCGAAUUUGCGCUGCCCAGGGACUGCGCUCAAAGUUGAAAUUGCACAAAGCAUAGCUCAAGUUUGCACCGGACGGAGUGAACUGAGGCCGUCCUGCUGGCUCGGGAGGGGGGACGGUGAUGGAUCCCUGAAGUGGAAGAGGGUGUGGAGCGGGCACCGCCCAUGCUGCCCUGCUUCCAGCUGCUGCGCAUCGGGGACGGCGGGGACAGUGACCUCUACACUUUCCACCCUCCAAGCGGGACUGGCUGCACCUAUCGUUUGGGCCGCAGGGCCGACCUGUGUGAUGUGGCCCUGCGGCCCCAACAGGAGCCUGGCGUCAUCUCCGGAGUCCAUGCGGAGUUGCACGCUGAGCGCCAGGGUGAUGACUGGAGGGUCAGCCUGGAGGACCAUAGCAGCCAAGGGACUUUGGUCAACAAUGUCCGACUCCCAAGGGGUCACAGGCUGGAGUUGAGCGAUGGUGACCUUCUGACCUUUGGACCUGAAGGGCCCCCAGGAACCAGCCCCUCGGAGUUCUACUUCAUGUUUCAGCAAGUCCGAGUCAAACCUCAAGAUUUUGCUGCCAUUACCAUCCCACGAUCUAGGGUAGAAGAGGGAACCGGGGUUGGUUUUCUGCCCAUGCUGCCUCCCCAGGGGGCUCCUCAGCGCCCCCUCAACACCCUGUCCCCUGCACCAAAAGCCACACUGAUCCUCAACUCCAUCGGCAGCCUCAGCAAGCUCCAGCCCCAGCCCCUUACCUUCUCCAGGAGUAGGGGUGAGCCACAGAGCCUUCCUCCUCGCAUUCCCCACGGGGAAGGGGGGACUACCCCUUCUGCCCCAACCCCCAGAAAUCGGAGGAAAUCAGCUCACCGAGUGUUGGCAGAAUUGGAUGAUGAGAGAGAGGCUCCUGAGAGCCUCCGAGUCCUUAGAGAGCCCAGGAAGAAACUCUGUGUAGAGAAGACCCCACUGACACCCAGUGGCAACCGACUUGGGCAUCCUCCCAAGCACCCAGUGAGCACCCACAUGACUCCCCCUGUAGUUGGGGGCGGAGAGCCCUGUGGCCCUUGUUGCUGCCUGCCCCAAGAAGAGACAGUGGCCUGGGUUCAGUGUGAUGGAUGUGACCUCUGGUUCCAUGUGGCCUGUGUUGGCUGCAGCAUCCAGGCUGCCAGGGAGGCUGACUUCCGGUGCCCAGGGUGUCACAUGGGCGUCCAGACCUAACGCCCACCACCAAGGGGCCAGAGGAUAGAGCUGGUACCUCCUGGCCAUGGGUGGACACAGUAGAACACCAGUGGGUCCUAAGAAAUGCCUCUUCUUCCCUU
Miniopterus natalensis is the source of this 1743-nucleotide messenger RNA. It is a transcript of the gene TCF19, whose product is annotated as transcription factor 19. Gene Ontology annotation, molecular function: protein binding. The record is from RefSeq and is a predicted model, not a curated record. Gene Ontology annotation, biological process: regulation of gene expression. NCBI's taxonomy places the organism in Eukaryota, Metazoa, Chordata, Mammalia, Chiroptera, Miniopteridae. Gene Ontology annotation, cellular component: nucleus.